AUGGAAAUGAAGAUAAAUAUGGCAAAAUUGUUGUGGCUGCUGAUGUCCUUUUCUGAUAUUGUGCUAUUCAGCUGUGAGAAAUCAAUGAGAGAAAGAGCUAUUGAGCUGAUGCAAGAUGCACGUCUGAUUGAUGGCCACAAUGACUUUGCACUGCAGCUGAGAAGACUUUACCAAAAUAGACUCAGCAGAGUCAACUUAAGAGAACUCAACACGACCCACACAAACCUUGUGAAACUUCAGGCUGGUUAUGUGGGAGCUCAGUUUUGGUCAGUGUAUGUUCUUUGCAGCGCUCAGAGCAAGGAUGCUGUGCGCCUGACCUUAGAGCAAAUUGAUGUUGUCAAGAGGAUGUGUAACAGCUAUGAAGAGCUGGAACUUGUGAUGACUUCCCAAGGCAUCUCUGACAGUAGAAGGAUUGCAUGUUUGAUUGGAAUAGAAGGUGGCCACUCCAUUGACAGCAGUUUGGCAACACUGAGGAUGUACUAUGACUUGGGUGUUCGUUACAUGACUUUAACACACUCCUGCAACACUCCUUGGUCUGAAUCAUCAUCUAAAGGAAUACACAAUUUUUACCCUAGUGUUACUGGUCUGACUGCAUUUGGCCAAGAAGUGGUAAAGGAGAUGAAUCGCCUGGGUAUGCUGAUAGAUUUAUCUCAUACCUCAUACUCCACAGUAAAAGCUGCACUCAACAUCUCAAAAGCACCAGUAAUUUUCAGCCACUCCUCAGCAUUUUCUGUUUGCAAUCACUCUAGAAAUGUUCCUGAUGAUAUCCUCCAGGAACUGAAAAAGAACAAGGGAAUUAUCAUGGUGACUUUCAAUGCAGAUGUGCUGGCCUGUGGCAGAAAAGUUGUUAAUAUUUCUACCCUUGCAGAUCAUUUUGACCACAUAAAGGAAAUUGCAGGCUCAGAAUCGAUAGGAAUUGGUGGUGACUAUGAUGGAGUGGAACGCUUUCCUGAGGGAUUGGAGGAUGUCUCUAAAUACCCUUCUUUGAUAGAGGAACUUCUUAGAAGAGGAUGGAAUGAAACUGAACUGAAAGGAGUCUUAAGGCAGAACUUUCUCCGUGUCUUCAGGGAAGUAGAAAAUGUGCGGAACACUUUUGGAAUAAUGGAUGUAGGUGAAAGCGAAAUUCUGGAAGAAGUACAAAAUUCCUGUCGCCUAGACCUACAGAAGCCUCAGCUUCAGCCAUCCAGGUCCUUUGGAUUUCCUUCUGUGGCACAACCUUUUAGUCUUGUGCUUGUAUCAUAUUUAAUGCUGUAUUACAUAUCAUAA
Molecule: messenger RNA, 1266 nt
Organism: Cinclus cinclus
Lineage: Eukaryota; Metazoa; Chordata; Aves; Passeriformes; Cinclidae
Product: dipeptidase 2-like
Exons: 10
Coding region: 1-1266 (421 amino acids)
Biological process (GO): proteolysis
Molecular function (GO): metallodipeptidase activity
Source: RefSeq, a predicted model, not a curated record